CUCCGGGUGACAGGGUUGGCUCCGCCCAGCCAGUCCGCGCCCGCGGCGGGCAGGAUUCCAGCCAAUCGCGGCUCGCGGCCCGGCUCGGGGCGGAGCUGGGUGAGCCGGAGGCCGGAGCGAGAGGCCCCCGGGCGGCGAGCUGAGGCCCCUGCCCACCGCUGGAGGGUCGCAAAGCUGCGGGUGUGGCCGGAGUGAGCCUGGCAGCCGAGAUGAGGAAACUGAUGCCCAAAGAGGUCAUGUCACAUCACGUCCCAAAAUCGCACAGGGCACCAUGGUAGGAGGCUUGAAGAGGAAACACUCCGACUUGGAGGAAGAAGAGGAGGAGAAAUGGGACUGGGGUCCAGCAGGCCUUCGAAGCUACCAGCAAGCCCUGCUCCGAAUCUCCCUGGACAAAGUUCAGCGAAGCCUCGGCCCCCGAGCUCCGAGCCUCCGAAGGCAUGUCCUCAUCCAUAACACCCUCCAGCAGCUUCAGGCCGCGCUUUGUCUGGCUCCAGCACCUGCCUUGCCCCCUGAGCCCCUUUUCCUGGGUGAGGAGGACUUCUCCUUGUCAACCACCAUUGGCUCUAUUCUCAGGGAGCUAGAGACUUCCAUGGACGAGACCGAGACCCCUCAGAAUCCAGUGGCUCCCCCCGGUCCCCAGAAUGAAGAGCUGCCCCAGCCUGAUCCAGUCUUCUUAGAAGCUCUGAGCUCUCGGUACCUGGGGGACUCGGGUCUGGAUGACUUUUUUCUGGACAUUGACACAUCCACUGUGGAGAAGGAGCCUGCACUGGCCCCACCGGAGCCUCCUCACAACUUCUUCUGUACCCCAGGGUCCUUGGAGUGGAAUGAACUAGAUCACAUCAUGGAAAUCAUUCUGGGAUCCUAAAACUUGGAUGAUUGAAGGGUGCUCCCUCCACAUCUCAGCCUCAGUGGGCUGGAUCCCUGAGUGUGUGUGUGUGUGUGUGUGUGUGUGUGUGUGUGUGUGUUGGUGGAGGCUUUAAGCAGUGGCUGGCCUCCUUUCCUCCCAUAUCAGGGUUCCAUAAACUGUAUUGCGCGCGUGUGUGCGUGUGUGUCUGGUUACCGAAGCCUUCUGUGAAGGUGGGUCUUCCUGAAUUAAUUUAUCUGUUCCAAAUGCCUUAAUGAGACUCUGUUUCUAGGAGUCUGAUUUCCCGCUGCCACAUUUCUUCUGCCUUCUCCUCCAGUUCUUACUCCUUUUGUGACCACUGGGCCUCAGGGAAGAUAAGCUGGGCCUGUCAAAGAAUGACUGAGACUCUGCCUCUUGUACCUGGAAGGAGUAGGAGGGGCCGGCCUCCUCCCCCAAGGCUGAACCCCACCUCCUUGGCAGGACCCAGUCCCAGCAGCCUCCUGAUGUUAACCAGGCCGGACCACGUGCAAUAGGUGGAAACCAAACUGCUCCGUGCCGCGUUAUUUAAAAGAAAGGCGGGUUUUGUGGUGGUUUGGGGGUGGGGUAGGGGGGAGGUUUUAAUUGUAAUUAUUAUUAUUUUUUUUAAUAAAAGUAUUUUGGAAGGGA
Messenger RNA from Myotis daubentonii (Daubenton's bat), 1510 nucleotides. RefSeq names its product SERTA domain containing 3 (gene SERTAD3). Gene Ontology annotation, biological process: positive regulation of DNA-templated transcription. Gene Ontology annotation, cellular component: nucleus. NCBI's taxonomy places the organism in Eukaryota, Metazoa, Chordata, Mammalia, Chiroptera, Vespertilionidae. The record is from RefSeq and is a predicted model, not a curated record.